Molecule: messenger RNA, 1155 nt
Organism: Leishmania braziliensis MHOM/BR/75/M2904
Lineage: Eukaryota; Euglenozoa; Kinetoplastea; Trypanosomatida; Trypanosomatidae
Exons: 1
Coding region: 1-1155 (384 amino acids)
Source: RefSeq, a predicted model, not a curated record
AUGCCGCCUCUCUCUCUCUUCCUUCGGGCCACCGCGGCCGCGGUUGUAGGGAACGCGGUGACCCCUUCCCAGUAUGCACUGUGUGCUCCAGCGUUUAGUUCUUCAGUAUUCGGCGCACCGGAUGCACGCACACUAGAUGCUCUUGGGAGCAUACGACUUCAGGAUCAGGAUAUUCCGUGGGAGAUCGAAUCCGACGAUUUUCACCGCGGCUACGAGGCAAACACGACACAGCUGCAGAUUCUCCGAUUGCGCGCUGAGUACGUAGACUCGACCGGUGGCAAGUCACCUGUGAUGCGUGUUGUCGGAUUCUUCCCUGGGGUUCCCACUUCUACCGUGUAUGAGUACCUCACCAAUGUGACUCUUCGGCGCGGCUGGGACCGUAACUACACCCAUUUUGAACAGUUUGCGGGAAACUGCCCUUCUACACUACCUGACGCCGAGGUGUUGCGUCGACCCCUCGCCACUGUGGCGAAAAAGUUCUCCCAUUGCUGCGGCGAUGAGUGCACCCUUAUUCCAGAUGUUGCUGACGUCAUGCUGGACCAUGGUUGGUUCUGCCACCGCGUCGGCGGUUCUGUGCUCCGCCGCUUCGGCCUGGCGGACCGGCUGUUUCAGUACGAGCGUCUAUCCUACGCCUACAGCUUCCGUGAAAGCGCUGCGGACAUGUCUGGGGACGUUGGCACCUCUACUAAAAUGUACGACAUUAUUUUCAGCGGCUCCAAACGCGCGCGUGAGGAGGCUUCCGCAGCUGCACCAUCGCUUCGUGACUGGAUCCAGGCGAACCGCGAGGCGGUGCCGUGUGAAGAGGUAGACAUGAAUUUCCAGCAUGUGGUCCUCGUCCCGAUCGCCGAAGCAGAGGCGCAACUGUUUUGCAACUCCGACCAGCUUCGCCAGCUCUGCACAAUGGGAAGCAUGCUCGAUGUAAGAAGCACCAAGCUAGUUUACGAUGUUUGGAAGGAUACGCAGUCCCGUACGACACGUGGGACGGCACUGUUACCCGGCACCCUUCUUGUCAUUACCUCUGCAAGCAAUGUCGGUAUACCACCGCUGCUGCCGCGGUGGGCGCAGAAGACGAUUAUGGGCAGCAUAUCAAGGAAGGCUUACGACCAACUAUUGAAGGUGUGCCUGGAGGACGGGAGUGGCGAAGUCACGAAAUGA